GGAAAAGAGGCAGAGACGAGCUGGAUGCGGCAGGCGCCGGCUGGAGUAUAUGCGAGGGAUUGCUAACACCGGACAGGACGCCAGCGGCAUGCUCUAAAAAGGUCCAGCUGCGCAGAAUCACGUCCGAAUUGCAUGGUAAGUGGAUUUGGGAGCCAGCAAGCUAACGGUUAGAGAGAACGGUGAAUCUGAUGAUGAACGCCAGUCGUGAGCUGUCCCGGCGCGAGCGCAUGGUAGAGCACAUGGGCAGCCAGUCCGGCACAGAGGAGCAGGAGCAGAUAGAUAGCCCCACAACCGACAGUCAGAACACCUACCACCAACGGCCGUAUUGGCCCAGCGCGCCGCGACUGGCACACACCUGAGCGCCACGGCCUUUGCGGUUCUGCAUCCCCCACUUCGUCCCCCUGAGCUGGUAGGGCUCAUAAUAUUUCACCUGCUUAUCUGGGGCACAUAACCAGAAAAUAUUGUUUUCUAUUCACCACCCGGAAACUUAUUCCGUCGCAUGACCACGUACGAAAAGAUAGUCAAGGGGGCCACGAAAAUCAAGCUGGCGCCCCCAAAGCCCAAGUACAUUGAGCCCAUACUGAUGGCCACGGCAGGCGGCGAGAAAUCGGAGAAGUUCCGGGUCAUCAUGCGCUCUUUAGCCGUUCGCUUAGACGACACAGCCUGGUCCAUUGUGUACAAGGCACUGAUCGUGGCCCACAUCAUGAUUCGCGAAGGUGAGGAGGACGUGACGAUCUCGUAUCUUGCCAAAAAUCCGCAUAUGCUCGAAUGUCGCAACAUCGCCAAGUCCGGCACCUUCAUCUCCAACGGCGGCGACCUGAAAACACUCAAGAACUACUCAAAGUACCUUACCACACGUGCCAAGGAGUACGCGAACGUGAAACACGACUAUAUUCGGGAAAUGAAGAAGCCCGUGAGCUCUUGGUCGACAAAGGACACCGGUUCCCGUCUGCGGUCGCUGAGCGUCGAUAAGGGGCUUCUUCGAGAGGUCGAGAGCGUCCAGAAACAGGUGGACGCACUAGUACGCUGCCGAUUCGCGGAGGCCGAGGUCAACAACGACGUUAUCAUUCUCAGCUUCAGAAUGCUCGUCAACGACCUGCUGUCGUUGUACCAGGCCCUGAACGAGGGUGUGGUUAACAUCUUAGAACACUUUUUCGAGCUCAGCAAGUAUGAUGCCGAGCGAGCCUUUGAGAUCUAUAAACAUUUCACCAAGGAAACCGAACAGGUGGUGGCCUUUCUGCGGGUCGCCAAACAUCUGGAGCACGUGACCAAGCUGCACGUGCCGGUGAUCAGGCACGCGCAGACGGGACUCACCGACUCGUUGGACGAGUAUCUGCACGAUCCAAACUUCGACAUCAACCGAAGACAGUAUCUGGCGGAAAAAGAGAGCAAGAAAAGCGGGAAACGCGACGAGCCCAAGGAGCAGCAGCAGACCGUGCCUCCGCCUCAGGCUGCAACGCAGUCGUCGCCCAGCGAUGGCCUGGUGUUCCAGCAGACGGGAUAUAAUCCGUUUGCCGGAUUUACUCAGAUGGCCACAGGCUUCAGCAAUCAACCCGUCAAUGGCAACUUCUCGGGACAGCCGCAAUUUGUUUCACAGCAGAACUUUCAGACGACACUGCCACUGCAACAAAUCCCAGAGUCGCAGCCUGUACAACAAAUCCACAUGUCGCAGACGCAGCCGCUCCAGCAAACGUCGACUUUCCAGCCUUUCCAGCCACAGCAGACAGCCACUUUGCAGCGGAGCUCAACUUUCGAUGCGCUUCCACCUCCUGCAGAGCAGAACGUCUACCCACAGCUGACAUCAUCGUUCACAGGAACAGGGUUUGGUGGCUAUAGUCCGCAGCCACCGAUUCAGAGGCAGACAACGUCCUCCCUCAGAGGAAACCUCAAGAGACAGUCCACCAAUCCGUUUGCUCUUGAGCGGUCCAGUUCCAGCAACAACCCAUUCGCCAAGCUGGAGGCCGCUGGUACAGGCACGAAUCCCUUCAGAUCGGGUUCUGUGAGUGCGCUGCCGGUGCAAAGGCAGCCAACGGCAGGCGGACUAGAGAAUUUGCCAACCGUGCCUGUGUUCCCCGAAACCAAGCAGGAGUCCAGUCAGCAACAGGCACAUCAACAGGCAGUGUUCCAGCUACAACAGGCCGCUGCACAGCACAAAGCCCAGAUGACAGGAAUGAGUCAGCAGCAAACGGGUUACAAUCCAUUUGCACAAAACCAGACGGGCUACAAUCCAUUUGGCAGCGGAGUCUACAACGGUCCGAAUUUAAUAUAAUAGUUUCAUCAUUCAUUAUAGUUGAAUAUGUCGUUCGCAUCAGACGUGUGGGAGGUCCGGCGUGUACGCACCGGCUUUCUUAUCUGUGCGUUUCAAAUAAUUCACCAGAAGCCUGUCCUGUUUCUCGUUUGGCUGGUAGAAGUCGGUCUUAUACUCGUGCUGCUUCUUGAGCUCCACUCUUUCCUGGUCAAGCUUCGACUUGAUGGCAUUGGAGAAGGUUGGUCUGGCGAAGUAUGCUAUGGUAACAACGGGAACUGCCGCCACAGACACACCGGCAAAGAAUUUCAUUGGAGUCACUGCCAUGAUAGAUUGUUAGAGUUAAUUAAAUUGUAC
Molecule: messenger RNA, 2602 nt
Organism: Ogataea polymorpha
Lineage: Eukaryota; Fungi; Ascomycota; Pichiomycetes; Pichiales; Pichiaceae
Exons: 1
Coding region: 500-2269 (589 amino acids)
Biological process (GO): clathrin-dependent endocytosis; clathrin coat assembly; vesicle budding from membrane
Cellular component (GO): clathrin-coated vesicle; clathrin-coated pit
Molecular function (GO): SNARE binding; phosphatidylinositol-4,5-bisphosphate binding; clathrin heavy chain binding
Source: RefSeq, a predicted model, not a curated record